GUUACUGUAACAAGUUGUUAAGAACCGUCAGUCCACCGAGUGUCUCCUCCUCCCCCCGCCCGGAAUCGAGCACUCGGCCCCCCCUAGCGGCGGCGCUGUAGGCCCACGGAGCCUCACAGCGACGCUGUCCGUCCCCGCAGCCGGACUGAAGUUGUCUCCGCUCGGGGGAACGAGCCGUCGGGACACGCGGAGACAUGAGGCGGAGACAGAAGAGGCUGCUGCAGGUCGCCGGGCUGCUCGUGGCGGCUUUCCUCUUCCUCCCGAACGUGGGCCUGUGGUCCCUGUACCGGGACCGGGUCUUCGACAACUCGCCUGACGCGGCGGACGGUCCGGGCGGCAUCAACCCGAUCCAGGUGAGCCGGGUGGGGAAGGACGCUCAGGUGGGAAAAAACGGCGUUCAGAAGAAAGACUGGCACGAUUAUGAAAGGAUCAGCAGAGACGCGUCUCGAUCUGGUAACGGUGAGCAGGGGAAACCGUUUCCUCUGACAGACGCUGACAGAGUGGACCAGGCCUACAGGGAGAACGGCUUCAACAUCUUUGUCAGCGACAGGAUCUCGUUAAACCGCUCCGUCCCGGACAUCCGCCAUCCAAACUGCAAACAGAAGCUGUACGCAGAGAGGCUGCCCAACACCAGCAUCAUCAUCCCGUUUCACAACGAGGGCUGGUCGUCGCUGCUGAGGACGGUCCACAGCGUGCUCAACCGCUCGCCUCCACAGCUCAUCGCAGAGAUCGUCCUGGUCGACGACUUCAGCGACAAAGAGCACCUUAAGGCGGCGCUGGAGGAGUACAUGGUGCAGUUGCCGAAGGUUCGCAUCUUAAGGACCAAGAAGAGGGAGGGUCUGAUCAGGACCCGGCUGCUCGGGGCCUCCAUGGCUAAAGGCGAGGUCAUCACCUUCCUGGACUCUCACUGCGAGGCCAACAUCAACUGGCUGCCUCCUCUGCUGGACCGGAUCGCCCAGAACAGGAAGACCAUCGUGUGUCCAAUGAUCGACGUUAUUGACCAUGACAACUUUGGCUACGAGACGCAGGCGGGGGACGCCAUGCGAGGGGCGUUCGACUGGGAAAUGUACUACAAACGCAUCCCGAUCCCCGCGGAGCUGCAGAAGGAUGACCCCAGUGAACCGUUCGAGUCUCCGGUGAUGGCAGGUGGGCUGUUUGCUGUGGACAGGAAGUGGUUCUGGGAGCUGGGAGGAUACGACACUGGUCUGGAGAUUUGGGGAGGAGAGCAGUACGAGAUUUCUUUUAAGGUGUGGAUGUGUGGAGGACGGAUGGAGGACAUCCCCUGCUCACGGGUGGGACACAUCUACAGGAAGUAUGUCCCCUACAAAGUUCCAGGGGGGGUCAGUCUGGCUCGGAACCUGAAGCGGGUCGCAGAGGUCUGGAUGGACGAGUACGCCGAGUACAUCUACCAGCGCCGGCCCGAGUACCGCCACAUCUCUGCAGGAGACACGAUGACGCAGAAGGAGCUGCGCAGCCGGCUGAACUGCAACAACUUCAAGUGGUUCAUGCAGGAGGUGGCCUGGGACCUGCCCAAACACUACCCACCGGUGGAGCCUCCUGCGGCCGCGUGGGGGGAGGUCCGUAACGUGGGAAACGGGUUGUGUAUGGAGAGCAAACACUUUGCGUCGGGGAGUCCCAUCCGGCUGGAGAACUGCAUCAAGAACGGGCUGGACGUCAGCUGGGGCCAUGGACAGAUCUUCACGUUCGGCUGGAGGGAGGACAUCCGGGUCGGAGACCCCAUGCACGCCAAAAAAGUUUGUUUUGACGCCGUUUCCCACAGCAGCCCCGUCACGCUGUACGACUGCCACGGCAUGAAGGGCAACCAGCUGUGGCGCUACAGGAAGGACAGAAGCCUGUUCCACCCGGUCAGCAGCAGCUGUGUGGACAGCAGCCUGAGCGAGCGCCGGGUCUUCAUGAACACCUGCGACCCCUCCUCCCCCAGCCAGCAGUGGCAGUUCGAGAGGACCAACUCCACCGUCCUGGACCAGUUCAACCGCGGCUCCGUCUGAGGCCGCCCGCAGCUGGAGUCAGGACUCGUGCUGCUG
Molecule: messenger RNA, 2045 nt
Organism: Nematolebias whitei (Rio pearlfish)
Lineage: Eukaryota; Metazoa; Chordata; Actinopteri; Cyprinodontiformes; Rivulidae
Product: polypeptide N-acetylgalactosaminyltransferase 10
Exons: 12
Coding region: 195-2009 (604 amino acids)
Cellular component (GO): Golgi apparatus
Source: RefSeq, a predicted model, not a curated record